GGCAGUUCUCGCAUCUCUUGACAGUGUUCGUAAAGCUUUAAGCUCGUCCGCCAGGCUCGAGUUGAGAAAAAAAAAAACAAAAAGAAAAAGAAAGAAAAAAAGAAAAAAGAAAAAAAAAAGAAACAAACAAACAAACAGACUUCGACUUUUUGGGAUUACACAGUUUUUUCUGUUGUCUUUUUUUUUUCGUUUGUUUUCUUUCUUCUGUUUUCAUUACUAUUACUAUUAUUAUCGUCAUUAUUCUUUCGAUCUGAUUUAAUCUGUAUCUAUUUAUCUAUCUGUUUCGUAACAUCGUUCGUACAGAAAAAAAAAAAAAAAAAAAAAGAGAAAAGAAAAGAAAUCUCAUCAAAUUUUCGAUUUAUAUCGAUUAAUAUCGUACAUUAUAAUUCUUCAAACGUUCCAUAUUAUAAUCGAGUGACCGUAAAUCCAAGCGUUCAAUCAAUAUCAUCACAGAUUGUGUCGAUCUUGUAUAAUAUCGAGCCUGAUAUAUACAUAUAGACAUAUAUAUAUAUAUAAAUAUAUAUAUAUAUAAGAUAUAUAAAAAAGAGCAAAAAACCGCGUCGCCAUCAUGGUAUGUUCAAUCGAUGAUAUCGCCGACGAAUUGCCUCCAGAACAAAUUGCUGUCCUUCGUAAAGCUUUCGACAGUUUCGACAGAGAAAAAAGUGGUAGCAUUCCCACCGACAUGGUGGCUGAUAUACUUCGACUUAUGGGACAACCGUUCAACAAGAAAAUUCUCGAUGAACUUAUAGAGGAAGUUGAUGCUGACAAAUCAGGACGUUUGGAAUUCGAAGAGUUCGUCACCUUAGCCGCGAAAUUCAUCGUUGAGGAAGAUGCUGAAGCACUUGAGAAGGAACUUCGAGAAGCUUUUAGGCUCUACGACAAGGAAGGUAAUGGAUAUAUCCCGACCACCUGCUUGCGUGAAAUUUUAAGAGAACUCGAUGAUCAACUAACGGACGAGGAAUUGGAUAUAAUGAUCGAAGAAAUUGAUUCUGAUGGUUCAGGAACCGUAGAUUUCGAUGAAUUUAUGGAAAUGAUGACCGGAGAAUAAUCUUGGCCAAAGUAUCCGGUAGCAUGAGCUGCUGUGAAUUUUUUGUUUUCUUUUUAUUUAAAAAAAAAAAAAAAAAAAAAAAAAAAAGAAAAAAAAGA
This is a messenger RNA of Vespa mandarinia (Asian giant hornet), 1146 nucleotides long. RefSeq names its product troponin C type I (gene TpnCI). Gene Ontology annotation, cellular component: myosin II complex. Lineage: Eukaryota; Metazoa; Arthropoda; Insecta; Hymenoptera; Vespidae. The record is from RefSeq and is a predicted model, not a curated record. Gene Ontology annotation, molecular function: calcium ion binding.